GUCCUUUCCGAUUUCAUGAUUUGUCGAUUUUCCUCAUCUUGCCAGAGCUGCCAGUUUAUUUUACAGUGCGAUUUUACGUUUUCAGAUUGCUGUCAUAAAUUUCUGCCUUUACAAUACCAUUCGUCAGGAAUACGCGCAGAUUCCCCGACGAUCAGUGAACGUCGUCAGUUACUGAUCACAGUACCACAAAUAUGGCCGAGUAUCUGGCAUCCAUCUUCGGGACGGAGAAGGACAAAGUCAACUGUUCCUUCUACUUUAAGAUCGGCGCCUGCCGUCACGGCGACCGCUGCUCGCGUAUCCACAACAAGCCCACCUUCAGCCAGACCAUCGUGCUGCUGAACGUCUACCAGAACCCGCAGAACAGCGCCCAGACGGCGGACGGCUCGCAUCUGGGCAACAUCACCGAGACGGAGAUCCAGGAGCAUUUCGACCAGUUCUUCGAGGAGAUCUUCACCGAGGUGGAGGACCGCUACGGGGAGAUUGAGGAGAUGAAUAUCUGCGAUAAUCUCGGCGAUCAUCUGGUGGGCAAUGUCUAUAUUAAGUUUCGUCGCGAGGAGGACGCCGAGCGAGCCGUUAACGAGCUGAAUAAUCGCUGGUUCAACGGCCGUCCCAUCUAUGCGGAACUGUCACCCGUUACGGACUUCCGCGAGGCCUGCUGUCGGCAGUAUGAAAUGGGCGAGUGCACCCGGGGAGGGUUCUGCAAUUUCAUGCAUCUGAAACCGAUCAGUCGCGAACUGCGCAAGCGAUUGUAUAAUCGUCGUCCCGGAGCGUCGUUCGGCGGCCAUCGCGGCAGUUCGCGUUCACGCAGUCCACCGCGGAAGCGCGGACGUGAUGACUAUGAUGAUCGACGCGGUGGUGGCGAUCGGCGCAAUUUUGGUGGACGCGGCGGGGGUGGUGGUCGGCGCGAUCGCUACUGAAACGUCCCCUUCUAUGCCCGUAAUGGAACCUCCACUGUUUUACACUACUUACUAUUCCGCCAGUCGACGUUGUUUUGUUAUUGUCGUGUAUUUACCGUCUGUUUAAUUAUUGUUUGAUUUUUAGUUCCGCGCCGACUGCCGCUGCUGUAUGCGCUCGGCCAGUGUUAUUUAUCAUGUAAUAUUUAAAAAAUGUCCAUCCUGUAAGCAACCUGUAUGUGGCAUCUCGGGAUUAACAGUAUCAGUAAGUCAAGUUUUCUCGGGAGAAUUCCCAUAGCAACUUCCGAAACUGGGAGAGUAUCGCCUGUAUUUUUUGGGUGUCUGAAUUGUGUGUGCACUGGGCACUUCGACGAUUAAACCAGCCGAUUGUUAUUAAAUCAGCCGUUUAAAAAACUUACAAAUACAGCUUUUCGCAAAUUGGGUUUAGUAAGCAAGCCAUCAGGGUGGAUAAGUUUUGGCUGAUACAUAAUCACAGCCUUUCCGAAAUUACGGGCCGUUUUCUAAAUUA
Molecule: messenger RNA, 1422 nt
Organism: Paramacrobiotus metropolitanus
Lineage: Eukaryota; Metazoa; Tardigrada; Eutardigrada; Parachela; Macrobiotidae
Product: splicing factor U2AF 26 kDa subunit-like
Exons: 3
Coding region: 192-917 (241 amino acids)
Biological process (GO): mRNA splicing, via spliceosome
Cellular component (GO): spliceosomal complex; U2AF complex
Molecular function (GO): pre-mRNA 3'-splice site binding; metal ion binding
Source: RefSeq, a predicted model, not a curated record